AUAGCGCCCUGCGCGCACGCGCACAAUUUGAGGGGCGGUACCGUUCUAUUUAAUGCGCACGUAGCUACCUGUUUGGUCCGCCUCCCGUAAACCAGCUGACAGCCAGCCCACCGACCUCUGUUACUCAGAAAUGGCCUACAGAAAACCACCAGGAAUGGCCAAGAAAAGAGCAGCUCCCAAGGCAGAGCUGACGGAGGAGCAGAAGCAGGAGAUCAGAGAGGCCUUUGAUCUCUUUGAUGCAGAUGGCUCAGGGGCAAUUGACGCCAAGGAACUAAAGGUGGCAAUGAGAGCACUUGGGUUUGAACCAAAGAAGGAGGAAAUCAGGAGAAUGAUCGCUGACAUUGAUAAAGACGGAUCAGGGACAAUAGACUUCAAUGAAUUUCUCCACAUGAUGACAGCAAAGAUGGGAGAGAAGGAUUCAAAGGAAGAGAUCCUAAAAGCCUUUCGUCUGUUUGACGACGAUGAAACAGGGAAGAUAUCUUUCAACAAUCUGAAGAGAGUGGCGAAAGAAUUAGGAGAAAAUCUUACAGACGAGGAACUUCAGGUUGGCCGAACCUUUCUGUUCUACCGUAUGGUCAGUUGUAUUUGGGGGCACUUUUGUGAAGAUUCUUUCUCCUUGAAUAAUGGUAAGGAAAUGCAGUGAACCUCCUUAUUCGGAGAUGUCCCUCAUUUUGAGGUAUUACAAUGGGUAUAAUAAUAGUCAUUUAUAGAGAGGUGACCUUUAUUCAGAAUGUAUGUUGUGUGUGUUAUAAUUGGUGUGCAGGAGAUGAUAGACGAGGCAGAUAAAGAUGGAGACAGUGAAGUGAGUGAAGCAGAGUUCCUCAGAAUCAUGAAAAAGACAAACAUGUACUGACAGACUCAGUCUCAUGUAUACAUGCACAUCUCUCCCCAUGUCAUACGUCAUCAUUAUGCUUAUACUGUCUUUGUGUAUAUAUUAUUGCAGGCAUGUUUUCUGCU
Geodia barretti is the source of this 957-nucleotide messenger RNA. Lineage: Eukaryota; Metazoa; Porifera; Demospongiae; Tetractinellida; Geodiidae. The record is from the annotation of a GenBank genome assembly.